Jaculus jaculus (lesser Egyptian jerboa) is the source of this 2616-nucleotide messenger RNA. It is a transcript of the gene Smg9, whose product is annotated as SMG9 nonsense mediated mRNA decay factor. Bases 297 to 1871 code for a protein of 524 amino acids. The record is from RefSeq and is a predicted model, not a curated record. The transcript has 13 exons. Gene Ontology annotation, biological process: nuclear-transcribed mRNA catabolic process, nonsense-mediated decay. NCBI's taxonomy places the organism in Eukaryota, Metazoa, Chordata, Mammalia, Rodentia, Dipodidae.
CGCAUGCGCAGGGCCUCGCAGCGCGCCGGAGCUGACUUGUGUUUAGCCGCGGGUGCAGUCUCCUCCUCCUCCUCCUCCUUCUAAGCCGGCCUUCCUGACGCUCCGCUUCCGGGACGACGAAGCCUGUUCCGGAGUAGCUUGGCAGCCCCUCUCUCGGUCUCCCUCACGCCCGUCGCUCCCGGACGCCAUUUACCGGCAGGUGGCUGUGGAGGAACGGCCCCGCCCCCACUCGGCUCCCGUCAUUGGACGGCGCGCGCCGCGCCCGGUGAGCCAAUCAGCUGCAGCCUUCGGCAGCCAUGUCUGAAUCUGGGCACAGUCAGCCUGGGCUCUAUGGGAUGGAGCGGCGGCGGCGUUGGAAGGAGCCGGGCUCCGGUGGCCCCCAGAAUCUUUCUGGGCCUGGUGGUCGUGAGAGAGACUACAUUGCACCCUGGGAAAGAGAGAGACGGGAUGGCAGUGAAGACCCAAGUGCUUCUGUCAUGCAGAAAACACCCAUCAUCCUCUCAAAGCCCCCAGCAGAGCGAUCAAAGCAGCCUCCACCUCCGGCAGCCCCGGCUGCGCCACCUGCCCCAGCCCCCCUGGAGAAGCCCAUCGUGCUCAUGAAGCCUCGAGAGGAGGGAAAGGGGCCCGGGGCUGGGGCUGCAGCCACCACCCCCGAGGGCACUGCUCCGCCACCCCCCACAGCCCCUGCACCUCCCAAAGGCGAGAAGGAGGGACAGAGGCCCACACAGCCUGUGUACCAGAUCCAGAACCGGGGCAUGGGCACCGCUGCUCCAGCCGCCAUGGACCCCGUGGUGGGUCAGGCCAGGCUGCUGCCCCCAGAGCGCAUGAAGCACAGCAUCAAGUUGGUGGACGAGCAGAUGAACUGGUGCGACAGCGCCAUCGAGUACCUGUUGGACCAGACAGACGUGCUGGUGGUUGGUGUCCUGGGCCUCCAGGGGACAGGCAAGUCCAUGGUCAUGUCACUGCUGUCGGCCAACACUCCAGAGGAGGACCAGAGGGCGUAUGUUUUCCGGGCUCAGAGCGCUGAGAUGAAGGAACGAGGCGGCAACCAGACCAGCGGCAUCGACUUCUUCAUUACCCAGGAGCGGAUCGUGUUCCUGGACACACAGCCCAUCCUGAGCCCAUCCAUCUUGGACCACCUCAUCAAUAAUGACCGCAAGCUACCUCCCGAGUACAACCUUCCCCACACCUAUGUGGAGAUGCAGUCACUGCAGAUCGCCGCCUUCCUCUUCACCGUGUGCCACGUGGUGAUCGUCGUGCAGGACUGGUUCACAGACCUCAGUCUGUACAGGUUCCUGCAGACAGCAGAGAUGGUGAAGCCCUCCACCCCGUCGCCCAGCCAUGAGUCCAGCAGCUCCACAGGCUCGGAUGAGGGCAGCGAGUACUACCCCCACCUGGUCUUCCUGCAGAACAAAGCGCGCCGAGAGGACUUCUGUCCCCAGAGGCUGCGGCAGAUGCACCUGAUGAUCGACCAGCUCAUGGCGCACUCCCACCUGCGCUACAAAGUGUCCUCCCCAGGCACCCUGUCCAUGCUGCAGUGCAACAUCUUCCCAGGACUGCCGCCCGACUUCCUGGACUCUGAGGUCAACUUGUUCCUCGUGCCCUUCAUGGACAGUGAGGCUGAGAGCGAGAACCCGCCCAGACCAGGGCCUGCUUCCAGCCCACUCUUCUCCCUGCUGCCCGGGUACCGGGGCCACCCCAGCUUCCAGUCCUUGGUGAGCAAGCUGCGGAGCCAGGUGAUGUCCAUGGCGCGGCCACAGCUGUCACACACGAUCCUCACCGAGAAGAACUGGUUCCACUAUGCCGCCCGCAUCUGGGAUGGGGUGAAAAAGUCCUCGGCGCUGGCAGAGUACAGCCGCCUGCUGGCCUGAGGCCGACGGAGGGAGUGUCGUGUUGGGAGCCUCCUGCGUCCCUGCGGACAGAGAGCGCCCGCGGUCCUUCCCUUGGCGCUGGAAAGUGGCAGAGGCCUGGCACACAAGGGGUUGUGGCUUCCCGCCCAGAGACCUAGAGACGUGAGGUGUCCCGAUGGGGGGUGCUCGGGUGACUUGAGGAGAUCCCACCCCCAACCUGAGAGGAGCAGCUUGUGCUCCAGGCCCAGGGACAGGCAGUGGGAAGAGUCAGCUGGUCCCCAGGAAGCCCCGCCAGCCCGGGGUCGGGACUGCUGCCGGCCUGCCUUCCCUGAGGGACGGGGCAGGGCCAGGAGAGCGCUGGGUGAGCCGGUCCGGUGGUUCCAAUAAAGGGAGCACGCAAGCCUCCCCGGAGCCUCGUUGGUCCCCUCCCCCAGCACGGCAUCCUGGGAAACAGGUGAUGCCCCACUGACCUCCCCAGGGACACGGCCACGAGGGCGGAGUGCCACAGAUAGGGACAGUGUCUGCAACGGGGAAGUCCAGGAAGGGCUCUUCUGCCCCUAAGGGUGACCGCAAACCUCCCGUAGGUUUGCUGCUAGGCUAAACACAGCAGUGGCCUUAGGGGUCAGAGCCUAGAUAAAUGCAGAACCUUCCGCUUCAGAAGCACAACUGCUGGGCUGGGAUAAGCUCGGGCAGAGGCUUGCCUGGCGUGGGUGCGGCCUGGGGCUCAGUCCUGAAUCCUGCAGAAAUAAAUAAUAGGACUGUCAAA